Messenger RNA from Neocloeon triangulifer, 2029 nucleotides. RefSeq lists its product as uncharacterized. The record is from RefSeq and is a predicted model, not a curated record. NCBI's taxonomy places the organism in Eukaryota, Metazoa, Arthropoda, Insecta, Ephemeroptera, Baetidae. The coding region runs from base 295 to 1629 and encodes 444 amino acids. The transcript is spliced from 9 exons.
GAUUCUCAAGGAUCGAUUCUUUAGUUGAGUUUUAAAGGCAGAAACGAUCCUGGAGAAUCUUUGCGCGAGAAUCUUUUCUCGAGAAACGUUUCUCUAGAAUCAUUUCUCGAGAAACGUUUCUCGAGAAACGUUUCUCCAGAAUCAUUUCUCGAGAAACGUUUCUCAAGAAUCGUUUCUAGAAUCGUUUCUCUGAUAUUCGGACCCACCCUAGCUCGAUUUGCUUUUUGACAAGGGUAAUCGCAGCAAAAAUUUUGAGCAGAAAAGGAACCGUAGAAGAAAAAUAAUCCAUCUACUAUGGCUAAUCAAAUCCUAGAUGCCGUUUCCUACAAACAAAAGUACCCAAGGUGUGUGGCUUUGUCGGCAGCAAUUAUGUCUCGAUUCAAUCUGACGACACCAUUGCUGGACUUGGCAAAUGAGCUACAUCAACGCCCAACGUUGAGAUCUAUGUUAAAUUUUGAUGAGCUGCAAGACCUGAUGCGCCAAAUGAAAUUCGAUACAGAUCUCGCCAAAGCCAGACGCAUCAUUGACAGAUUGAAACAAGCAACCCCAACGUUUGAUAUAGUCACUCUAGAUGGACGCAUGGAGCUGGAGUGGACUAAUACAAAAUUUGCGUGGUUUGUCCAACAUUAUGUCAGAGGAAUUUUCAUGCCUAAAAUGGUCCCAAAUGAUCAAAAUGAUCCCAACUCUCUGCCCUCGGAAAUCUUUGGAACAUGUCUGAUUGUUUUUGGGCCUCCUGUAUUGGACCAUGAAUACAAAUUCUUCAAGAGUACUAAAUGCCUCAUUGGAGACAGAACGCAAACCUUUUUUAAGGUGAAAUGUUCUCAACUCCCUGGUCUUCUGUCUCCCAGUGAAGAGAUCUUAAGCAAAGAAUGCUCAAGCUUGAAUUGUUUUUUGAACGCAUUUCUUCUGCUCGCUCGCCGUGAGUACACCAAAGCAUGUUACCAGUUGCUCAAAAACUGCAAGGGUGGGCCCCUGAAGGACCUUCUGUAUGAGCUUAACGUUAAUAGAGGCACCUACAGCCUUGAAAUAGAAUCAAAGUGGCAGGAAAGUAUUGUAAAAUACCUUAUGAGGAUUUUGGAUCACAACUGGAACACUGUUGCUCAGUGGUUUAUGGAGAUCAUAAGGGUGGAGACCGUGUUUCAGAGAUUAGCUGAGUGCAGGAAUGAGAACUGUGAUGUCAAGGAUGUCAACUUGACACUGCCACCUAACCUGGUGAGCUCUGAUAUUGACCAUCUGAUUGGGAUCAGGAUGUUUCAUGAGAGGAGGUGCUUCCAGUGCAACGGAACGCUGAUCGAAAAAAUGCUAAUCAGUCCUCAUCUCCUAGUCGUUGACUAUUCCACUCGUGGCGUGGCCCGGUGCCAGGAAGACUUUGAUACUAUCCGCAAUAGUGGAUCAUUGCCGCCAACGAUCGACUUGGCGGGCAUUAGAUUUGAAUUGUUCGGAGUCUUUGUCACCAAAGUGAGAAGCAUGAAGACCUCCAACAUGUUCUUAGAACAUUGUGAUUCUAGAUGGUGGCAAACAUGUGACCGGCCGACAAAACCCUUGAACCAUAGGGUUCCCUUCGUGCCUCAAAUAGACUCUUUUGAUUACCUUGUUGAUUUUGCCAUGUAUGUUCCUGAUAAUCCUUAGGUCCUGUUUGACCUCCAUAUUUUUGUACUCUCUCUCUCUCACACACACACACACACACAGUCACAAAUUGAAGUCCAGUUAUUUAACUGACAAUCUAACAACUUUCAUUAAUGACUAGAUUUUGUUCUAUUAUCCGCUAUCAUCACAAUGUUCUUAUUCAUUAAUAUUUAUUAUUAAACUGCUGCUGCUGUGACUUCUGUUUUUAAAAAGACAAGUAUUCUGAGCACUCAUGAGUGGUCCAGUAGGCUCUAUAAAAAAAAAAUAGCAACCUAUAUAGUUUUAAUGAUAGAAAAGAUAUGCCCAGUGCUUGUCUUACAAAGUCACGCAAAGUUCACUUCUCGUAACCAUGUAACCUUCAGAUUUUAUUUCUUUUAAUUUUGAAAAUUAUCAUAAUAAAAGG